AUGAAACUUUGUUAUGCUGCAAAGACUUGGUAUGGAGGAUUCUUGGGUAUGAUGAUUUUUGGAGCCAGUGAAGUGAGCAGAAAUGUGGACCUAGGUGAUGAGACGACCACCAUGCUCUGCAAAUUUGUGAUCCAAGCUUCCGAUGCAUCAAUCACAAAGCAGAUUGAGUCAGAUCCACAGGGCUGGUUGGAUGAUCUAACCGACGGGGGUGUAGAAUAUAUGCCUGAAGACGAAGUGAAGAUAGCUGCUGCGGAGCGACUUCGAAUCUCAAUGGAAAGGAUAGCCUUGCUUAAGGCAGCCCAACCACGGAAAAAGACUCCCAAGUCGGACAAUGAGAAAGAUGAUGAAGAAUCAGGAGAUGAGAAUGAAAAGAAGGAAAAGAAGAAGGAUGGCGAAGAAGAUGACAAAACCAAGGGACCUUCGACUCUGUCCAAGUUGACAGCGGAGGAGGCUGAGCAUCUUGCACUUCAGGCUGCUGUCCUCCAAGUGCAUAUUCUGUGUAAAGAUAGAACUACAAAGUUAAUUGAUGGCUCGUCAACUGUUCUAUUGAAAAAGAAAUGAAAAGGUUUGGAUAUAUAUAUAGUAAUAAUAAUAGUAAUAAUAAUAAUAUAUCUUGUACUC
Carica papaya (papaya) is the source of this 621-nucleotide messenger RNA. The record is from RefSeq and is a predicted model, not a curated record. Lineage: Eukaryota; Viridiplantae; Streptophyta; Magnoliopsida; Brassicales; Caricaceae.